CCAAAGCAGCGAAAAGAAAUCCACCAAUCAUGUACCCAGCACCUACAAGACACCCGUCGGCAUCGGUGAGUUCUGCAAAAAGCAUUCAUCCUUGGCUAGGUGGGCCGCCACCCCAGGGGCGACAGUUUACGAUAGCGGAAACCCUGGAACGGAUUAAGGAGGAGUUCAACUUCCUGCAGGCACAAUAUCAUUCAUUGAAGCUCGAGUGUGAUAAAUUGGCGAGCGAAAAAACAGAAAUGCAGAGACAUUAUGUGAUGUAUUACGAAAUGUCCUACGGAUUGAACGUGGAAAUGCACAAACAAACUGAAAUCGCCAAACGACUAAACGCCCUCAUCGGACAGCUGCUGCCGUUUCUGGCCACGGAACACCAGCAACAGGUCGCGGCGGCCGUGGAGCGGGCGAAACAGGUCACGAUGCCGGAGCUGAACGCUAUAAUUGGCCAACAUCAGCAACAGGGAAUUCAGCAACUUUUACAACAGAUUCACGCGCAGCAGAUACCCGGUGGACCGCCGCAACCGAUACCGGCGCUGGGUGCGCUGGCCGGCCCACUGACGGCGUUCGGUGGCCCGAUGGGGCUGCCGCACGGUGCCCCGCAGAGCCUGCUGAAGGCACCGCCCGACUUACACCGCGAGGACCUGAAAGUGCCCCUCGGCGGACCCUCGGCUGAGGAGCGAAUGCGCAACUCCGUAUCACCUGCCGAUCGGGAAAAGUAUCGACCACGAUCCCCGCUAGAGCUGGAUGGUGAAACGAAGCGACGGAAAGAGGAAAAACUGAACCACGAAAGUGAUGGUGAGAAAAGUGAUCAGGAUUUAGUGGUGGACGUCGCGAACGAAACGGGUUCACCUUCUCCGCGCCCAAACGGUGACCAUCAGUCGGAGCGUGGCGACCGGGACAGUAUUGGGCUGAACGGUAGCGAUAAGGCGGGUUCGAGCAGUUUAAAAGGUGCCAACGAUCGGCCCCCCUCGCGGUCGGGCUCGAGCUCGUCCCGAUCAACCCCCAGUUUAAAAACGAAAGAUCUCGAUAAACCUGGAACGCCAGGUGCGAAAGCCCGCGUCCCAACGCCCAACUCGUCCACGCCCGGUGUCCCGAAAGCCGUAGUACCUCCAACAGCCGCCGGCUAUCCUCCCUCGCCAUAUCAACGCCCGUCGGAUCCGUAUGCCCGGCCACCGCCGGACCCGUACGGCCGACCUCCGAUGCCCUUCGAUCCGCACGGCCACGUUCGCACCAACGGUAUCGCGCUACCCGUUUCGAGCGGUAAACCUGCCUAUUCGUACCACAUGAACGGUGAAGGUGCUCCCCAACCGGUGCCGUUUCCUGCCGACGCACUAACCGGACCCGGAAUCCCGCGACACGCCCGCCAGAUCAACACACUGUCCCACGGUGAGGUCGUCUGCGCGGUGACCAUCUCGAACCCGACCAAAUACGUGUACACGGGCGGCAAGGGCUGCGUGAAGGUGUGGGACAUCUCACAGCCCGGCAACAAGAGCCCCGUCAGCCAGCUGGACUGUCUGCAGCGAGACAAUUACAUUCGCUCGGUGAAGCUGCUCCCCGAUGGCCGGACACUCAUCGUCGGUGGCGAAGCGUCCAACCUGUCGAUCUGGGAUCUGGCAAGUCCGACGCCACGGAUAAAGGCCGAACUAACGUCGGCCGCACCGGCCUGCUACGCGCUCGCGAUCAGUCCCGACUCGAAGGUGUGCUUCUCGUGCUGUAGCGACGGACACAUUGCCGUGUGGGAUCUGCACAACCAGACGCUGGUCCGGCAGUUCCAGGGCCACACGGACGGUGCGUCGUGCAUCGACAUCUGCCCGGACGGAUCGCGGCUGUGGACCGGUGGGCUCGACAACACCGUCCGAUCGUGGGACCUACGGGAGGGCCGCCAGCUGCAGCAACACGACUUUAGCUCACAAAUUUUCUCCCUCGGCUACUGUCCAACGGGUGAUUGGCUCGCGGUGGGAAUGGAAAACUCGCACGUCGAGGUACUGCACGCCACGAAGCAGGACAAAUAUCAGCUGCAUUUGCAUGAAAGUUGCGUCCUUUCGCUACGGUUUGCCGCCUGCGGCAAAUGGUUCGUUUCGACCGGCAAGGAUAACCUACUGAACGCCUGGCGUACACCGUACGGAGCCAGCAUAUUCCAGUCAAAGGAAACCUCGUCAGUACUUAGUUGUGAUAUUUCGACCGAUGAUAAGUACAUCGUUACCGGCUCGGGUGAUAAGAAGGCAACGGUGUACGAGGUGAUGUACUAAAUACCCAGAGGCACUCC
Messenger RNA from Anopheles cruzii, 2260 nucleotides. It is a transcript of the gene gro, whose product is annotated as protein groucho. The transcript has 16 exons. Gene Ontology annotation, cellular component: transcription regulator complex; nucleus. Gene Ontology annotation, biological process: regulation of DNA-templated transcription; negative regulation of canonical Wnt signaling pathway. The coding region runs from base 30 to 2243 and encodes 737 amino acids. Lineage: Eukaryota; Metazoa; Arthropoda; Insecta; Diptera; Culicidae. Gene Ontology annotation, molecular function: transcription corepressor activity; protein binding. The record is from RefSeq and is a predicted model, not a curated record.